Vicia villosa (hairy vetch) is the source of this 2395-nucleotide messenger RNA. Its product is annotated as protein phosphatase 2C 77-like. Lineage: Eukaryota; Viridiplantae; Streptophyta; Magnoliopsida; Fabales; Fabaceae. Gene Ontology annotation, biological process: protein dephosphorylation. The record is from RefSeq and is a predicted model, not a curated record. Bases 735 to 2339 code for a protein of 534 amino acids. The transcript is spliced from 4 exons. Gene Ontology annotation, molecular function: protein serine/threonine phosphatase activity; cation binding.
AUUUUUUUCUAACGUUUCAGUUGUAUAUUGUGUCUGGUGUCUGUGUUAGUGUUUUAUAGAUCGAAAAAUUUGAAUAUUUCACAAUCAAAAAGUAGGUGGGAGCUAGCAUGACCAAUAAUAUGAGCCAUAUUGUGAAGUUGACAAAUGAAAGCAUCACAAUGAAAAUUCCACUGGUUGAUUUUGGUUCCCUAACUUUAAGGGAAACCAACUUUUGAUUUUGUACUAUUUCUUGUAGUUAGUGUUUUUAUUUUUGUCAUUUUUAAUCACCCCAUUAUUCAUUGUCUCCUUGUUUGUUAGAGUGAGACAAGAUUGGCACCGACCUCAUCAAUUUUUUUGGCUGUGGUUUCUUGAAAGAUCUAUUGUUUUCUGUGUGACAGGAAUCAAAGGGUAGAUUCUGAGGUUGAAAUAGAAGAUUUUUGCACACUAACUGUUUGUCCUAUUGACUCAUUGGAUUUUAUUUUAAGUACAUAGUCCUAAAAAUGGCAUGUUAUUAAAGCAUCUUGACUCUAUAAGGCUAUUCUAGCAUUUAUUUUACUUGGCUUUUUCUUAAUAUAAACUCUUGAUUUUGAUACCUAUAAUUGAUUAUUUGACAGUGUAGUUUCAACUUGCAACUUGCAAGAGAUUGUUGGUGUUUAUAUAGAAAUUGAAAUUCUUUCUAUAGAAGAGUCUUAAGGAGGGUGAACAAUUAUAGGAUUCUUAAGGAUAAGGAUAGUGGUAAACAGAAAAGAAAACUUAUGGAGGAAAUAACUUCGACGGUUUCGGUGCCAUUUCCACUUGGGAAUUUAAUAUCAAAAGAGUCAGCAGUGACAACACAAAUGGAAAUAUCUAGUUUAAAGCUUAUGGCAAAUACAGCAACUGUAUUGAUAUUAAAUCCUGCUUCCGUCGAGGAUUGUCAAUCGUUUUCUGUUGGAAGUGAAGACGACGUAGACAUGUAUAUUAGUCCACAACAAAACCAAAUAUCAGUGUCUUUGGAGGUUAAGGAGAAUCAAGUUGGAGCUGAAGUUGUCUCUGAAAUGGUUCAUGAAAGUGACACUAGCGGAAGAUAUGAAGAUGAGUUCAAAAUACAUAACGAUUUUCAGCGUGUACAUAAUCCAUCCUCUCAGUCUGCAAUUUUGAGGACUAAUUUGUCUGAAAUGAACACACCGAAUACUAUCAUGGUUGAUGAUGAUAUCAAUGAUAAGUCUAGUUUGAACGAGUCGAUGAAGAACAUGGCUUCUGCUAUGACGAACCAUGAGAGUGAAGGUGGAAGUAAAUCAGAUGGUCCUGAUUCAAAGCCAAUUGCUGCAGUUCGUGAGACGCUAGAGAAGCAAACAAGCACAACAAGCUGUGAUAAUGGUUUGGAAUUGAGUGAAACUCCUCUUUAUGGUUUCUCAUCAGUUAUUGGAAUGAGACAAGAGAUGGAAGAUGCUAUUGUUAUUAAGCCUCAACUUUUUCAAGUACCUUCUAUGUUGCUAAUGGAGGACCAAGUGAAUGAAAACACAAAACACUUACUGGCACACUUUUUUGGUGUCUAUGAUGGACAUGGAGGAAGUCAGGUUGCCAAUUACUGCCAGAAACAUCUUCAUUCAGUUUUGGUUGAGGAGAUAGAAGCUGCAGAAUCCAGUUUAUCCGAAAAUAAUGAAAAAGACAAUCGGCAGGACCGAUGGAAGAAAGUACUCACCAAUUGCUUUCAGAAAGUGGACGAUAAGAUUGUAGGAAUUGAUGAAGCUAAUCGUGAAAAAAGCGGUAAUGAUGGAUCUGAGUCAACUACUGAAGAAACUCUUGCUCCCGAGACUGUUGGAUCCACUGCACUGGUUGCAAUUUUGACUCGAACCCACAUAAUAGUCGCGAAUUGUGGGGAUUCACGAGCGGCCUUGUGUCGAGGAAAAGAAGCACUGCCAUUGUCUACUGACCAUAAACCAAAUAGAGAGGGUGAGUGGGAAAGGAUAGAAGCCGCCGGAGGAAAGAUCAUACAAUGGAAUGGAUACCGAGUUCUCGGUGUUUUGGCAGUAUCAAGGUCAAUUGGUGACAAAUACUUGAAACCAUGGAUAAUUCCAGAUCCAGAAGUCACAAUCGCCCUCCGAGAGAAAAACGACGAAUGUCUUAUUCUAGCGAGUGAUGGUUUAUGGGAUGUAAUGACAAACGAAGAAGCCUGCGAAAUUGCUCGAAAGCGAAUCCUUAUUUGGCAUAAGAAGAAUGCAACCAAUGUCUCCACCGGACAAACCGACGGAGUUAAUCCAGCAGCUCAGUAUGCUGCAGAGUAUCUAUCAAAACUUGCUCUUCAAAGAGGAAGCAAAGAUAACAUCUCAAUUAUUGUUAUAGACUUGAAACCUCAAAGACAUAUCAAGAGAAAAGCAUAAAAUAGAUGCUCCUCAAUUAAAAUAUUUAUAGCUAUACUAUAUUUUUCUUACAAGUA